This is a messenger RNA of Bipolaris sorokiniana ND90Pr, 1418 nucleotides long. RefSeq lists its product as uncharacterized. The transcript is spliced from 4 exons. NCBI's taxonomy places the organism in Eukaryota, Fungi, Ascomycota, Dothideomycetes, Pleosporales, Pleosporaceae. Gene Ontology annotation, cellular component: nucleus. The coding region runs from base 51 to 974 and encodes 307 amino acids. Gene Ontology annotation, molecular function: DNA binding. The record is from RefSeq and is a predicted model, not a curated record.
AGAAUCCAUAACUUACUCCCCACCCACCCUAUCACGCCCAAAUCGCAACCAUGACUAAGAAGCGCAAGAGGUAUCCGGAUCUGAACCAGAAGCUAGAGCGACCAUGGUGCUACUACUGCGAGCGCGAUUUUGACGACCUGAAGAUUCUCAUCUCUCACCAAAAAGCCAAACACUUCAAAUGCGACCGUUGCGGACGACGGCUGAACACUGCCGGAGGUCUCUCUGUGCACAUGAACCAGGUCCAUAAGGAGAACCUCACGCACGUCGAGAAUGCCAACCCAGGACGCCAGGGCCUCGAGCUCGAGAUCUUCGGCAUGGAGGGCGUGCCCGCCGAGAUAAUAGACCAGCACAACCAACAAGUCACACAAGCACAUUUCGCCGAGGAACAGGAGCGCGCGCGGUUAACGGGUAAUCCGAUGCGUGGAGCAUAUGUGAAUGGUCAGGCUGCACCGAACAAGAGGCCCAAGAUCAACGAGAGUCUGGACGAGAUUGAGGCGAGGGCGGCCAAGUUUAGAGAGGACCGUAAGAACGGCGUUCUCCCGCCGCCAGUUGAGCCCGUGCAGAAUGCAACCCCCCCAGUCGUUCAACCGCCCUAUGGCGCUCCUCCAGGUGCUCCGGUGGCCUUUCCGCCAGGCGCUCCUGCUUACCCACCCCAAGGCAUCGCGCAACCCUUUUCACCCGGCAAUGCCGCCAUACCGACACGACCAGGCAGCAUACCAGGCCAACCAGGAGCGCUUCCACCUCGACCAGGCUUCGGCGCCCCACCGCCCGGCGCAUUUCCUCCCGGGCCAAACGGCGACAUCUCCAACUCUGUCGACGAUCUCAUCAAUGAGGUUACUAAGGAGGCGGCGCCCAAGGAAGAGAAGAAGAGCAAAAAGGACAAGAACCAGCGGCUUAUUUUCUUUGCCGAGACGACGAGUCCCGAGGAGAAGAUGGCGGUGUUGCCGAGGUUUGCGGAGUUUAUGCGGACGUGAUUGGGGGGCAGUGAAGCUGGUGGGAGUGUGCAUGGUGUAUCUUGACAUUUUUUUCUUGGCCCAAGUGCAGGAGAAUGCACGUGGAGAUGGAUUUUUUAAAAAAAGAAGAAGGCGCCUUGAAAGAGGUGUGAGAAAGGGGGGCCCAGACAAAACGAAUGACAAGCUUACUGGUGCUAUCGCGCCGUGUGAAGGGAAAAGGGUAUCCGUCUCUUUUCUUCUUCUCUUCUACCCAAGACAUGGAAUGCGACGCGAGUAAGAAAACAAGGACGUGUUUUCUAGUCUAUCCAUGUUUGUUUGUAUACAGACGGUACAUGUAUAUGUCUCAGAGCAAGAGAGAGAAAUAGCUUCGGGCGUUGAUUACGAAAUGAAGACUAUAAUCCGGUCCAUUUGAGAAUACACUGUUCAACCCGAAGAAUCAGAAGAGAGUGAGAGAUGUUCCAAAGA